Molecule: messenger RNA, 3585 nt
Organism: Arthroderma uncinatum
Lineage: Eukaryota; Fungi; Ascomycota; Eurotiomycetes; Onygenales; Arthrodermataceae
Exons: 6
Coding region: 1-3585 (1194 amino acids)
Biological process (GO): actin cytoskeleton organization; signal transduction
Cellular component (GO): cytoplasm
Source: RefSeq, a predicted model, not a curated record
AUGACGUCUCCCGGUGGUCGUCAUAUCCCACCCGGUCUGCUGCCGGGGAAUCGAAGUGAAGACGGCGGUCUACAGAUCACGAAUAGCGGGUUGUACGGUGAUGGAUUCCAGAGCCAGUCGCCGAUAGAAAGCCCGGAUACGACCAGAGGCGGCGCUCCGUGGUCUGACAUCCCGCCGUCUGCUCCCAGCGAGUCUAAUGUCAAUCCAGAAGACCGAUCGCCCAGACAGCAGCCGGACAGCUAUCGAAGCCCGCCCGGUAGAACAAAGUCGCGCGAACGCCAUAAUAAAUCCAAUGGUCCCUCGAGCAGCAAGUCGCCGAGCGGUAAUACUAGAAUCUGUAGGGCGUGUGGAGAGCCUCUGCUGGGACAGUUUGUUCGUGCGCUAGGCGGUACAUUUCACUUGGAAUGUUUCCAAUGCAAAGACUGCGGAGAGAUUGUCGCAUCAAAGUUCUUCCCUGUAGAUUCUGGUGAUGGGACCUCCCAACACCCCCUUUGUGAACGUGACUACUUUCGACGAUUAAACCUAUUGUGUUUUGAAUGUGGAGGUGCCCUUAGAGGUUCCUACAUCACUGCGUUGGAGCACAAAUAUCACAUUGAACAUUUCACCUGUUCAGUUUGCCCUACCGUCUUCGGCGCUCAGGACAGUUAUUAUGAACAUGAAGGCAAGGUAUACUGCCACUACCACUACUCGACACAAUUCGCCCAACGGUGCAACGGGUGCCAAACUGCCAUCCUUAAACAGUUUGUCGAAAUUUUCCGCAACGGCCAAAACCAACAUUGGCACCCUGAGUGUUACAUGAUCCACAAAUUCUGGAAUGUGCGCCUGUCUCCGAGUGGGAAGCCGUUUGAACCGCCAGAGAUAGACAGGGACAUCAGCACCGAAGAACGUGAGAAAAUUCGCGAUGACGAGGAAAAGAUGGAGGAAAAAGUUUACCGCAUCUGGAGCGUACUCUCUGCCUUUGAGGAAUCUUCCGCCGCCUGCAUUUCUGAUAUGUUGCUACAUGUCAGCAACGGUGCAUAUAUUGAUGGAGUUAUUGUUGCUAAAAAGUUCAUUUUCCACGUCGAGGUCUUGUUCAAGGGCACCGAUCUGCUCGCGGCUCAAGUUUUGGCAUUGGGUGUAAAAGAAAUGGCAUAUGGCAGAGAAGCUAAGCUUCUUUGUAAGAAGGUUGUCUCGUUCUUUUCCUUACUUUCAAAGACACAGGAGACUGGUGUUCGGAAGCUUGGUGUUACACAGGAACUCCUUGCCCUGGUCACAGGGCUCGCACACUAUUUAAAGCUCCUCAUCCGCAUUGGUCUGCAGGGUUCCCUGAGGCUAGAGCGUGAAACAAAAUCUUCAGAGUCCCUCUAUACAUUCCUAGAGCUGACUUCAGACCUGGAAGAAGUGAACAAUAUUACAGCUAGUGAUUUAAACGCCGACACCUCACAGCUGGCCAACUCACAGUCUGAUUGCUGUGCAGCCUGCACUGAACCAAUUGAUGAUGAAUGUAUUGUCUUAGGGCGGAGGCAGUGGCAUAAGAAACCUCCUCACCUUGUCUGUGGUGCUUGUCAUGAUGACUUGACUCAGGAUCUUGACCGAGCCAGAUGGAGUGAGACGAACGAUCGGCCGUUCUGUGUGACUUGUGCGGUGCAGAGAGGCCAUGACCCCCAGGCUAUCGCUGGAUUUGAGCAUGUUACCAAGUUGCAGCAAUACAUCUUCCUCCUACGGGUGGCUCUUGCGAGACUCCUCUCUGUCCUGCGCUCGGGCGGUACACUACCACACACAUCGGAUGACCCUAACUUGAAACAAUACGAAGCAAAUGAUGGCCACCGAAUCCCUCCCCAGCAUGACCCCCAUCUCCCGCCUCAGCGCUCCAAUACCCGGUCAAUGUCCUACACUGGAGAGCCUAAGGAAGAAACGACACCCUCCUCCUUAGAGCAGACAGUUGGCGAAAUGAGAAGGCUACGAUCCACUAGAAACGAACGUGCCAUAUCCACCACAUUCAAAAAGGCUCGAACUUCACGCAUUAUUUCUGGCCCUGAAAGCAGCAGCGCUCAACCAGGUGCCCAAGGUGGAGCAAAUAACUCGCAAAACCAAAACUUCCAGAUCGUCGAAGAACGAGACGCUGAUGGCGAGCCUGUCGCAGACCUUACCUUUGGAAACCAGGAUGCGCUGACACUAGAUGACAUUCCGAGAAUCGUUGCUGCCGAACAGGCCAAGGAACAGCGUCCAAAUGCGUAUAAACAUGCUGGACAGAACCUCAUCGGCAGCGGUGGUCCAGCAGCCAAGCUUGUCAAUGGACAUCAACGAGGCGUAUCUAUGGACCAACUUGGCGCCAUGGAACGACCGAGAGCUAGGAAAUACUUUUCAGAGCUGUCUGCUUUGGAGUAUUUCAUCGUUCGACACGUUGCCGUGCUUUCUAUGGAGCCGUUGCUAGAAGGCAGCUUCAACCUAGAGGAACUCCUGGGCCUUAUCGAGCCACGCAAACCAACUAUCUGGAACAUAUUCAACCGCGCCUUCAAGAAUGACCCUCGCAAAGUGGGCAAAAAGAAGGGAGUCUUCGGCGUAGCCUUGGAGCAAAUCGUCGAAAAAGACGGUACUGAAUCGACUCAUGGUGUUGGACCAGGUACACUGCGGAUACCCACGUUUAUCGACGACGCUAUUUCUGCCAUGCGACAGAUGGACAUGUCUGUUGAGGGUGUGUUCCGUAAGAAUGGAAAUAUCAAGCGACUCAGGGAGACUGCUGAGCUUAUCGACACUAAAUACGAGGCGGCCGAUCUGGAUAAAGAAACCGCUGUUCAGGUCGCGGCCUUGAUGAAGAAGUUCCUUCGAGAGAUGCCUGAUCCGCUUCUCACAUUUAAGCUUCACGGCUUAUUUGUUAUUGCGCAAAAAAUAUCUGACCCUGUGAAGCGGAAACGGGUUCUUCAUCUGACGUGCUGUUUGCUGCCAAAGUCACAUCGAGACACAAUGGAAGUACUAUUUUCAUUCCUCAACUGGGCCUCGUCGUUCUGCCACAUUGAUGAUGAGACCGGUAGUAAGAUGGAUAUUCACAAUCUUGCUACCGUGAUGACUCCGAAUAUUCUUUACUCUAAUACAAAAGUGGCUGGCGUUGAUGACAGCUUUUUAGCUAUCGAGGCAGUCACCUCCUUAAUCGAGAACAACGAUGCCAUGUGCGAGGUGCCUGAAGAUCUUCUGUCCAUCCUCACGGACUCGACCCUUUUCAACGGCAGUGCCGAAAUCACUACCAAAGAAAUCCUCAAGCGAUAUGGGGCCUUGGGUAAACUGCCUGUACCCCAGAGGGCUCCAACUGUCGCAGAAACCAUUCCUGUGCGUUCUGGCUCUUCGAAAGGAAAUAAUUCUACAAUUGCCGCUCGUAUUGACACCGACCCAUCUCAAGCUACAGCCUGGCAGAUGCAGAGUUCUGUAAGACACGUCCAAGGCCCUCAGGACCCAAACGCUCAUUUCCCACCACCACCAAUCCGAAGUGAUAGCGGCGACAGCCACCAAAGCCAGGGCCAGGGCUAUAGUGGAAUCCCACCACAACAACCCCAUCAGCAACAUCUCACGCAACCGCAGCUAGCAUACCGCGGCCGCCCACCUGCUAUUUAG